Molecule: messenger RNA, 2427 nt
Organism: Microsporum canis CBS 113480
Lineage: Eukaryota; Fungi; Ascomycota; Eurotiomycetes; Onygenales; Arthrodermataceae
Exons: 2
Coding region: 1-2427 (808 amino acids)
Source: RefSeq, a predicted model, not a curated record
AUGUGCGCGGUCGCUGCUCCAAAGCACAAGUGGCCACCGGCCCCUCGUGUGGAGGACGAGAUCAUUGCCCUCGCGUACGAAGUGUCAGAUUCUUCUCUGUCAUCACGCAUUGAAGAUGAUGACUCUGUUGUAUCGAGAGGAACAAUCGACCAGUGGCCCAUUAUAUUACCAGUGGAAACUCCGGGGCCUUGCAACCAGUCAGCCCAUCAUGAUGAAUUUAUAAUGAAAGCCCCGGACACUAAACCAAACCCAUCAUCACUCAAACGAAGCCAGUCAGAAAGGAGACCUGCCAACAAGGUCCGAUUUUCAGAGCCACCUGGAAAAGAUGAAUAUUCUAGAGUUAGAAUGGGCCCAGCCCCAUCUAAGGCUAAUAUGAAGUACAUGCCGGAGCCCAAAUCAGCCACUGCCACUGGAAAGGAUGUCAUGUCAAGCCAACAAUCUAACUCUAGCUCAAGAUCUCAUCAUAAAACAGUGAUUCCGGGGCCAGAGGGCCCUCAAUCACAAGGGGCUAAUAACUCACUAGGGUAUGCAGGCCAGCAGAAGGUUACAAGCCACCCGGCAGCAACCUACAACCAAUACUCUGCCGAUGAACUUGAUAACCGAAGCGACUUUCCAGAUUCAUGGAAAUCUGUUCAGCGAUUUGAUAUCUCGCUUGAUAACGGCGAUAGGAGGCCGUACCGCCGCCAGCAUGCGGGAGAAUGGUAUAGUGACGACGAAUUAUUUUCAUCACACCGAAACUCCCACAAAGCACAAUACUGGCCUCCUACUGUCGAUGAACCUCUCAAGAAAGAAGCUCCAGACACUAAAUCGAACCGGAAAUCGAGAAAGGAUGAUACCACUGAACAAACUCCUCGCCGAAGAGGAACAAGUCGUCGACGAAAACCCAUAGCUACAGAGGAACUGUAUAGCUAUAUCCCUGAGACCAGCGAUAGUAGAGGGAAGAGCUCCUCUCGGUCAGAGAGACGCCGCAGCAACAGCUCACUGCCUCGCUUAGAGCGGUCCAAGUUGGAUACAUGCACCCACCGAUAUCCGGAUCCAACAGAUGGACCCAACGCUGACCCAGUGCCGAGUUUACCAGUUACUUCAGCUGGAACGGCAUAUGACGGGGCUUUAGCUCAACAGCCAUGCUUUCCUCCCAUAGCUUUUAGCCCAAGUGGCCAGGAUUACAAUCCUGACGGGUGGGAAUAUAUCACACCCGCUACUUGUUAUGAAUGCAAUGGACAUGAUGCUCCUUGGGCUGCACCUUCUUACCUGCCUGCAGUAGAUAUGCCAAUACAGCCUCAAUACAUUGGAUAUCAGGAAAACGCCAUGGCCCUUGGGCCGGCACCAAACUCAGCCCUUGCUGGACGAGAGGCUGUGAGUCGUGGUGCUGUCAAGCCCCAGAGACAGGUCUCUCCACGACGUCGUGACGAUUCUCCUGCUUCGUUGGCCCCAUGCCCAAGGUCAAUCGCCAUAGCCGAUUACGGUGACUGGUCGACCAUCAUUGGCUUAAAUCAUUUGAACAUAUGCCCAUCUUGUACACGGCAAAUACAAAAGACUCGAUUCGAGAGUCUUGUCAUUCCUGCGCCUCGUCAGCCCCUUGGCCUGCCCAUCCGAUGCUCACUGAGCCAACCUUGGGCGCGGCUAGCCUGGGUUCAGACGAUGAAACUCGGCUUAAAUCAUCUAGAACUGUUAUACCAGCUCACUCGCCCAUCAUCGAUUUACAAGAGCUGCCCGGGCCGUACGCCUUCAACCCAAACAUGGUACCGGGUCAUAGAUCCUGAUACUGGCAGACUGUUGUCUAGCUUCAAUGCUUGCGCAUCAUGCUUUCGCAAUGUCAGAAUUCUAAUGCCAUCUCUGCGUGAUUCAUUCCAGCCUAGCUCAACUUCACAGGAGCGAACUUGUGACCUUCGAUGCGGCAGCACUCGCUUCAUUCAAUAUCUUGACCUCCUCGAUGUCGCAGCUACCCGUCAUCGACACGACCCAGGACAUAAGCCUGACCUAAGAGACUUUAUUCGAUAUGCCAAACGCAAGAAUCGCCUAUAUGACUGUCCGCGUGAUCACCUCGUUGUAGGUCCCUGGCACGGAAUUGAUGAAUUGCCUGAGUUCACCGUAUGUGAAGACUGCUAUGAUGAUGUAGUCUGGCCCUUCGGGAACAGCCCUGUAGCCUCACUGGUGUCUCCAACUGUUCAAAUGUCUUUGGACAAGAAGACUCCCGUUUCCCGCCAGGCAUCUUGCCAACUAUACAGCCCCCGGAUGAGGAUGAUGUUCCGUGAAGCUAUUAGGCGAUCAGACUUUGGCUAUCUAAGGGCAGCAGUUUUGGCUCGAUACCAGGCUGAGACCGCGUUCCGUGAGAAUAAGCAGCUGCUUAUGGAAGAUGUUUCAAUGGGUUAUGACCGUGAUGCUGAACUGAGGAAAAAUGCAGCGGAGUGGAAAAGAUGGGAAUGA